UGUACUACUACAAUGAUAACAAGCCUCCAGUCACUAGGUUUUUGUCCCCAUGGAGGGGCAUGAGAAAAUAUUUGAGAACCACUGGGUUAAACAGUCCCCCAUCUAAACAUAAAAAACAGAGCUAUAAACAAAUGAAAAUAUUAAUAAUUAAGAAAAAUAAUUAUAUUAUUGUUAUAAAAAUGGGUAAAAUAACCCAGCGAGGGACAGUGCGUGAGACAGAGCCACAGUGUGUCAGGGCCACUAAGGUAGGAGGAGGACUAGGAGUCAGGACUCGAUUUAGACAGAGAAAUGGAGCUCGGUUGAGUUCAGAAUCACAGUUCAGGAUUAAGAACAUAAAUUAAAACUCAAAAGCCAGAAGGUGUAUUCAAAGCUACACCUUAACAUUUAAACAAGCACAGACUUGGAAACACCCUCAGGAGAAGUUGACCCAAGUCCAUUAGUUCUAGCCACGCCUCUUCCUAUUUAAAAUCAUCACUUCCUGUCUCUACCUGAGCAACAUGUCUGAGAAACUUCAGCAGCAGCAUGGAGGUGACCAGAAUCAUUUAAAACUUUCUUGUUCUGGACGUCUGGAUCUCCUGGUGGAACUAGUGACAAUAAGCUGUCGAUACUGUAGACAAAGUAAUGAGGAAUUCUGUGACAGAGCAGAGCGGGUGAAAUGGAAGUACAGCUGUCCUCAGUGCCAGGAGAGCUUUGAACCCAGGCCAGUGCUGAGGAAGAACAACAUGCUGGUUGAGAUACAUUUACACACAUUCUUCCUCUUAUUUCCAAAAUGUUUGGUUUGCUUCUCCUGCCAUGAGUUUACGCCGGUCUAAUCCUGACAGGGUUUGUUUUUGGUACUACAAUGAAGUGAACUUUGGUAAAUCUGCUGUUGCAGGAGCUGCAAGGUGCAGCUGCCACAUUUGAACGAUUUAUGUCAAUAUCACAAAAUAUUUUAUCAAGGGCAGAACUCACAAAACCAUGACAUGGAGUCAGCAGUAGACCAAAACACAAAAAGCUACCAAAACUUUAGUUUAGUUUGUAGGAAAAUCACUUCUUUGAUAGCUUCUGUUCCAUGCUCUGAUUGGUGGUUUCUUUCUUACUGACUCUGCAUAAAACAACCUCAAAACCCAGGACGUUACCAACAGCACGGGGUGUUUGUAUAUUGAGAGCAGUAUCUCUAUAUCUAAUCUAACUUCCUGAACAGAGCUGCCUUCUCCUUGUCAGUCAUUUUUCAGUCACCUUAGUCUUAGUUUCUUGUCCCUGUUGUUGCUUUUACGGUGGUCAAAGUUAAUUUGAAGCAACUCAUUUUGACUCAGGAGAAACUCAGGCCAGGAAGAGGGUUGCAGCUGGAGGAGGAGAUCUGUGACCUGGAGACAAGAGAACCCCAGCUGAAAGAGCUGUCCCAGGCUGAUGACUACAUCCAUUCAAUGCAGGUCAGAACUUAAAGUACACAUUCUUCAUGUUUAUCUUCUCUGUAUGGAAAGGUUGAAGAUCGCCUGAACCAUCUAAUGGCCAAAAGGUAAACUGCAGACAUGGACCAUUGGAGUAGCCACGCACAGACGCAAUCGAAUGCACAGCAAUUACUGUACCCUUUCUUGAACAACGUGUAGGUUAGUGUUAGCUAAUCUAAAGCCAACCUUUAGGUUGUGCUUAAAAACCUACAGCUGCUGUACCCGACCCCAGACAAAGGGCCCAAAAUGUAGUACCAGGAAUAAAAUGGUUCAAAACAGUAUUGGUCGGUUAGUCCCAGCUUUUACCUGUUUAAACAUGGUUGGUUACCCGUUGACUUGACUCUUUUUUUUUUUUAUUAGCUUGUCAGCUGCUAAUCCGCCUGCAUUUCUUGCUGAGCUCUUUAGCAUUAGUUGUUAGCCUGUUGUUAUUUGGUUAGCCUUUUGGUAUUGGCCUGUAUCCGCUUCACAUACUCUCUCUGGCAUCGGUUGGUGUUUGGCCUGAACAUUGGCCCUGAUAGCAUUAGCUUUGCAUUUACUUGCUUUUAUUGUAAGAUGUGACCAUGAAUAUGAAAUUGCCUUCAUUUUGAACUUGGCAUUAUUUUCUUCCAGACUUUUCAGUCUCUCCCCAAUGAAUGUGACUCAUCAGACAUUUUAUUCAGCACCAUUGUUGUUCGUUCCUUUCAAAACGUGACAUUUUGCGUGACUGAGCUCAACGAGAGGGUUGAGUUGGUGAUAAAGGAAGUAACUAGUGGAAAAGUGAUUGGUUGCUUUUAGUUGCGGGGCUAACGUCCUCAUGUAGUGUUUUCUGGAGAAAGACAAAUGUUUUCUCUCGUUUCUACAUUGUCUUAUGUGAACUUCCCACUAGAACCAGCUUCAAAGACCAGAAAAGAGUUUCUACAAUGUAAGAUCUUCUCAUGCACCUCCUUUACUUCCAUGAACACCACUGUCCCACGAACGUCACACAACUCGCAGUCUGGAAAAAACAACAACAUCCUGGAGUUUGGACUGCAGCGCCAGUGGUUGGGUAUUUUACAAUAACGUCGAGAGAGAGGUACCGGGGCUUCACUGCAAGAAGAUCGGCGUGUACCUGGAUUACAAAGCAGGUAACAAAAAUGGCCCUUCGUAACUCAUAUCCUUCCAUCAACAACUCUGUACCUGGAAACAUCACAAAUGAGACCAUUGUGGACGACAGGAUCUCCACCACUAUAGGCGCCCUCAUCCUCAGCCUCGUCUUCCUCCUGGGUGUUCCAGGGAACCUCUUUGUCAUCUGGAGCAUCCUGGCACGCGCUCGUAAGCAGUCCAUUACCACGCUGCUCAUCCUAAACCUGGCCAUCGCCGAUGGCUCCAUCAUGGCCCUCACACCGUUCUUCAUCAUCUACCUCGUUCUUAAGAAGUGGAUCUUCAAGAAGGUGAUGUGCAAGAUCCUCUUCUACCUGUGCCUGGCCAACAUGUACGCCUCCAUCCACAUCAUCAUGCUGAUGAGCCUCUACAGGUUGGUGGCCAUCCUAUGGCCCGGGCGCAUCAGCACCAUCACUGGCAAGAGGACUGCAAUGCGGCUGCUGGCAGUGCUCUGGGCACUGGUGAUCAUCUCUUCAGUUCCUGCCAUUAUCUUCAGAGAUACGAGGCAUCAAAAGAAUACUAUAGUGUGCGACUCGUUCCAUGAAAAACCCUCUCAUACGGUCCUACAGUACUCGAUGGAACUGGUGCUGGGCUGUUUCAUCCCCUACAGUGUAAUUUUGGUCAGUUACUUCUGCAUCUUACGGAGGAUCCGACAGACUAAGUUCCGUCGGCGAAUUCGCAGCGAGAAGCUCAUCUUGGCCAUUGUGCUAACCUUCUGCCUCCUCUGGUUGCCCUACCACAUGGUCAACAUAGUGCAGGAAAGUCCUACAUCCGUCGUGAAGGACUGGCAUUCAUGGCUCGCUUGUUUGAAGGCACAGGAAUCGACCCAAUCACCAGGAAGAGCAGACAGAACAGCCAGAACAGUCGGGACAAAGAUAGAGAAGCUGACUCUGUCAUGCUAAAGGACAAGGAAUCUGGAACAAACUCUAGUUCUACUGCUAAACCAUCCAAGAAUGGCAAAUAAACCCUGAACUUCAGUAGAAGAUCUGCUCAAAACCCCCUCUGGUCUAUGAACGACAUUUGAUUUCAGCUGGAGUGCACUACCGCAAAGCAAGGACUCGAACAAAUAUUCUGAUGUUGCUCAACGUGGAUGCAGGUAAAUGGAACCUGACAUGUUGCCGACGGAAUGUGUGUGUUUGUGGUGUCGCUCCGACCACAUUUGAUGCCAACGCGGUGAGCUCAGAGCUUGGAGCUGCUCAUAACUGCUGCCCAAAAACAACACUGUGGAUUUAAAUGUCAAAUCCAUAAAACACUUCAUAGAAUUUUACAUUUUACUGAGAUGUAUUUUGUGCACGCUUAAUAAUUUGGAGUUUUCUCCAUAUCUGUGUUUUUUAUUUUGAAGAAAACCAAACGGAUGUUCUAAAGCAGCAAAAGUCAGUAUUUCUUCAGUGGAGUGAAGAUAAAGAGGCACCUGAUCUGUGUGUACAGAAAACUCAUUUAAUGCACUUGUUGAACUGUUAUAGCAGAAAGUGUGUAUGCAGGUGUGUGUCACUGUGUGUGUGCUUGCUUAUUUUAAAUAAAUAAAUAACCACAUAAAUUCCACUA
Molecule: messenger RNA, 4094 nt
Organism: Cynoglossus semilaevis (tongue sole)
Lineage: Eukaryota; Metazoa; Chordata; Actinopteri; Pleuronectiformes; Cynoglossidae
Product: leukotriene B4 receptor 1-like
Exons: 4
Coding region: 2345-3451 (368 amino acids)
Biological process (GO): inflammatory response; positive regulation of cytosolic calcium ion concentration; phospholipase C-activating G protein-coupled receptor signaling pathway
Cellular component (GO): plasma membrane
Molecular function (GO): complement receptor activity; leukotriene receptor activity
Source: RefSeq, a predicted model, not a curated record